Messenger RNA from Cadophora gregata, 1968 nucleotides. RefSeq lists its product as uncharacterized. Gene Ontology annotation, biological process: retrograde vesicle-mediated transport, Golgi to endoplasmic reticulum. Gene Ontology annotation, molecular function: SNAP receptor activity. The record is from RefSeq and is a predicted model, not a curated record. The transcript has 4 exons. Gene Ontology annotation, cellular component: endoplasmic reticulum; SNARE complex. Bases 9 to 953 code for a protein of 314 amino acids. NCBI's taxonomy places the organism in Eukaryota, Fungi, Ascomycota, Leotiomycetes, Helotiales, Ploettnerulaceae.
CAACAAUCAUGGCGCGCCUCUCUUCAGCAAAUUCCCCAGACCUGACCGCCAUAAACUUAACCCGUCUACUCGCUCGACUUCAGCAAACUCUCAUAAGCCCAGAUUCUGCCACAGAAUCUAGGUUGCGAACCACUUUGGAACGGGAGAAAGUCGGAACAAACAUCGAAUAUGCUAGGACUUUGCUCGUAAGACUUGAGCAGGAUGCGCAGACUAUCAAGGUGCAAUCACGGAAGCAUGAAGUACAAGCAGACCUAGUGCAAAAACGAGAGGCCAUCCAGCGACUUAGUGAAAGACUGGACGAGUUGAACGAGCUUGGGGAUUUUGAAUCCAUAGAAGAGGAUUCUUCUGACGGCGAGGACCUUCUGGGCGAAGACACACCUUCAGAAGAAACAGACUCCCAUGCCGACGCCGCAGAACCUCAAUCUACGUCCUCCUCCAUGGUAGAAACUACCCCGCCCCCAUUCGUACCGCAAAUACAAGCACAACCACAAGUCCGGCCUCCACCUCCCACAAUCGAGUCCGAGCCCGAAAAAGAACUCCCAUCCACUCUCCGAGCCCGCACCAAAGAAGCGCAAGCCCGCGCUGAACUUCUCACCCCAGCAUCAACCAGCACUGGUAUCUCAACCGCCACCACAGAAGCUAUGCUCACACACAACCGGACUGAACAAGAGCAACUCACAGGCUCCCUCCUAGCGAUGGCGUCCGCACUGAAGGAAUCUUCGCGAGCAUUCGCCACCUCGCUGGAAGAAGAGAAAAGUGUACUUGAUAAUGCAACUACUGGGCUAGAUAAGAAUGAGCUUGGGCUGGAGGCUGCGCAGCGGAGGAUGGGAUACCUGCGGACAAUGACAGAAGGGAAGGGCUGGUGGGGACGCAUGUUGAUGUAUGCAUGGAUAGCGGGGCUCAUGGUACUGGCGAUUCUGAUCGUCUUUGUUAUGCCCAAGCUUAGAUUUUGACAUACUCCUGGCUUACUGGUUAGGAGAAUUGUGUUGCUGCUAGUGUGUACAAAGAUCGUCGUGUGGACAUUGGAUAUCGAUCAGGCGUUUGGCGUGGAGCAGGAAGGUUAGGAGGAUAUCUGAUGACCGAUAGAAGUCGCUUUAUGAUUUUGCAUUUUUAAGAUACCAGCCAUACCCUCUUCAGCCAGCGAUUCAGCAAUGUUAUUAAGUUUUGGUAAAGCCUCGCAUUAAGCUAUGGAAAGGUCGUCUAGCUCCUGGUCGCGCCAGUUGCAAUUAAGCUAAGUUAAUCUUUUUGAUGAAGAAUCCCACUCUAAUAUACCAAGCAUUCUCUGUAUGUGUGUUAAUGCACUUUUGUUUGGUGAUAAUGUUGAAACAUCCCCGGUAUAUUUCUCUGACUGUUGCAGCCGUCGAGAUGAGACCGAGCCAAUAACUUGCAAGGUGUUGUUGAAAAGACCUGUAAGAUAUGGCGUCCCCUUUCUGCUCUCCUGUGCGUAGUCUUAGAAUCCACAACUUGAUCGCGCAAAGUUGGAAAGCCAAAGCAAGAAGCGGACUCAGUAAAUCAUGUUUUCACUCAUCCCAGAAAUCCACACAAGUCCCUCUUCCCCCUGGCAGCCGCUUACGUUCUCGGACCACAAACUCAGCCCAAGGUCAAGCCCUGGUCUGCAUGAUACUAAUGAUGCUAGGAAGCGACUUCAAUGAUUGAUAAUCUCUUCAUCUUUCACCGUCCUCACUCUCGCUCGAGAUUUCAAUAGCUGUACUGCUACUGUGACCACUCAUGCCGAUUGGUCUACCAGCACUCACCGAGUUAUGAUCGCUUGAGGAGAUUGACAUGACACCAUGGGACUCCAGUCCCGAACUCGUCGAACCUUGACUGGACCCCAAUCCAGAGCCGGGAUUCGAUCCACAAACCGAGGUAUCGCUUCCUCUAUCCUCAAUAUCUGACAUCUCACCACAGGCAUCAUGUCCAUCCCCGCCAACCUCACUAUCCGUGUCAUAUCCCAUCUCCACAUCAGCG